CAGGCGCGAGCCUAGUACCCGCGCUUUUCGGAGGCUGCGGGCGUCAGGGCUCAGCCCUCAGGGUCGCUAUGAGUUGGAGUCAGUUCCAUGGCAACGGGUUUGGUUUUUGGUUUUGAUUUAUUACAGUGGAUAUCUUAUCUUGGAAACCCUGGUGCUGUAGUGGUUAAGUGCUACAGCUGCUAACCAAAAGAACCUCUGAAAUGCAGACCUCCAGCUCUCGAUCUGUGCACCUGAGUGAGUGGCAGAAGAAUUACUUCACAAUUACGUCUGGUACGUGUUCAUCAGGCCAGAAGGCAGAUGCGUACCGUGCACAGAUACUGCGCAUUCAGUAUGCGUGGGCAAACUCUGAGAUAUCCCAGGUCUGUGCUACCAAACUGUUCAAAAAAUAUGCAGAGAAGUAUUCUACAAUUGUUGAUUCUGACAAUGUUGAAACAGGCUUGAACAACUAUGCGGAAAAUAUUUUAGCUUUGGCAACAUCUCAGCAAACCGACAGUGACAAGUGGCGGUCUGGAUUGACAAUAAAUAAUGUUUUCAAAAUGAGUAGUGUGCAGGAGAUGAUGCAAGCUGGCAGAAAAUUCAGAGACUCUCUGUUGGCAACUGCUGAUGCGUCAGUAGUGAUUCAUAAGGAGGCCGGUGUCUUUGAUUUUCCAAAAUUUAGUGCGUGUGGUUCUGAAGAGAAUAAACUUUCACCUAACUUAAGUCGUGGUGCAGAUAAGACCCAAGACACCACAGAGAACAGACCUUCAAAGUGUCCUCAGAAUGCCCAGACACCUAUGGUGACUAACACUACUAAAAUUUGUCCUGCAUUCUCAAUGCCUUUAGGUGAAUCAGCCACUGCAAAAUUCCAUGCCACACCUUUAUUUGGAAAUGUUAAAAAGAAAAAUCAUGGCUCUCCAAAAGCCAACAUAGGACUAAAUAUGUUCUCAUCUAAUCAGUCUUGUUUUCCUCCCAGCUGUGAAAAUCCACAGGAAAAGAAGGCUUUUUAUGGUGUUAUUGAUGCACUUUCCAAUCCAACACCAAAUAAGGCUUUUAGUAAAAUGGAAGAUAGUUGCCAAAGGGAGGAGAGCAGCCUGCCUACUUUUAAAACUGCCAAAGAACAAUUAUGGGUUGAUCAGCAAAAAAAAUGCCACCAACCCCAGCGGGCAUCAGGGUCUUCAUAUGGUGGCGUAAAAAAGUCUCUGGGAGCUGGUAGAUCUAGAGGAAUAUUUGGAAAAUUUGUUCCUCCUGUACCUAAGCAAGAUGGGGGUGAUCAGAAUGGGGGAAUGCAGCAUAAACCUUAUGAGGCAGGGCCUACAGAACCAGCACAUCCAAUUGAUGAGCGUUUGAAGAACUUGGAGCCAAAGAUGAUUGAACUUAUUAUGAAUGAGAUUAUGGAUCAUGGGCCUCCAAUAAACUGGGAAGAUAUAGCAGGAGUAGAAUUUGCUAAAACCACAAUAAAGGAGAUAGUUGUGUGGCCCAUGCUGAGGCCAGACAUCUUUACUGGCUUACGGGGACCUCCUAAAGGAAUUCUGCUCUUUGGUCCUCCUGGGACUGGUAAAACUCUAAUUGGCAAGUGCAUUGCGAGUCAGUCUGGGGCAACGUUCUUUAGCAUUUCUGCUUCGUCUUUGACUUCUAAAUGGGUUGGCGAGGGAGAGAAAAUGGUCCGUGCGUUGUUUGCUGUUGCAAGGUGUCAGCAACCAGCUGUGAUAUUUAUUGAUGAAAUUGAUUCUCUGUUAUCUCAACGAGGAGAUGGUGAGCAUGAAUCUUCUCGAAGGAUAAAAACUGAAUUUUUAGUUCAGUUAGAUGGAGCAACCACAUCCUCUGAAGAUCGGAUUCUAGUGGUGGGAGCAACCAAUCGGCCACAAGAAAUUGAUGAGGCUGCUCGGAGACGAUUGGUGAAGAGGCUUUAUAUUCCCCUCCCAGAGGCUUCAGCCCGAAAGCAGAUAGUAGUUAAUUUGAUGUCCAGGGAGCAGUGUUGCCUCAGUGAAGAGGAGCUUGACCUGAUUGUACAGCAGUCUGAUGGGUUCUCUGGGGCAGACAUGACACAGCUUUGCAGAGAAGCUUCUCUGGGUCCUAUUCGCAGUUUACAAACUGCUGACAUUGCCACGAUAACACCAGAUCAAGUUCGACCAAUAACUUAUAUUGAUUUUGAAAAUGCUUUUAGAACUGUGCGACCCAGUGUGUCUCCAAAAGAUUUAGAGCUUUAUGAAGACUGGAACAAAACUUUUGGUUGUGGGAAGUAAAUGGUACACUUGCAGUUAAAAGGUGGCAUCUUUGUAGUACAAUCUUUUCCAUUUUUUAGCAAAGGAUAUUGGGAAUUUAUUAAUUGCAUCUUUUAGUGUAUAGUCUGAGUCCUGUACCUCAUAUACAGUAGAAUAGCAAUAGCUUACAUUUUACAAUUGGUUGACAUAGCCAGUAUUAAUAAAAGCUUUAUUUGCCUUCCAGCUAUUACCUGAUGCAUAAACCUGUUUAUACAAAAUGGGAAUGAGCCUUGUCUUUUGUUUCUAAGAGAUGCUUGUUUGAAGAUGUCUAAUGUGAAGACUAAUGAGCUCAAAUUGAAAAUUUUUUUAAAUAUGAAGUUUACACCUGUAUAUGAGGGUGUAUGAGAUUUAUAUUCAUCUCUUAUUUAAGAAAGAGUUCCUUUUUGAAAGCUAUUAAACUCUUAGUGUUACCUAGUAUGUGGCUUAAAUUCAGAAAAAUAUUUCUUACGUUCAGGUACACUUAAGAUCUCACCGAAAGCUAUAGUGUGCCAGUUUCUACUUUUGCUGAUUUUUUAAUCUCUUACAGGUUUCUUCUCUUAACUGGGCUGAUAAAAAUAUGUUCAGAAAUAGCAAGCACUAAUCUAAUAGCAGAGAUGUAUCCACAGGACUGAAAGAUGAAGAAUGUGUUAUAUUUUGCAGGAGGUAUAUAUUUAAAAUUAACACUUUGUCACUACUUCACAGCCUAUAGUAUUGUUCUUUUUCAAAAAAAUAUUUUCAGGUUUUUAUAAUUUUGAUUUACAAAUAAUACAUGUUCAUUUGAGAAACAGAAAAUAGAAACGAAAAUAGAAAUCACUUUGAAGGGGAAACACUACUAACAUUGUGGUAUAUAGAGUCUUCUAGAUGCUUUGCUUUAUACAAGAGUGGAAUUGUGCUAUGUAUUUUCUUGUACGGCCUGUUUUUUUUUUUUUUAAUAAGUGUAUCGUCAUCAUUUCCUCUGUUAACUUAUACUGCUACAACGUCUCCCAUUCACAUGGUUGCCUAGGGUUCCAUUGCAUGGAUGUAUUAUCAUUUGUUCACGCCUCUGUUAGGGGACAUUUAAGGCAGAUACUAGGUUGUUUAUUAUCUUUUGUUUAUUGCAAACAAAAAUACGUUGAGUGCCAUUGUGGUUGAAAUCUUUUGAGUUUUUUUUAAUAUAAAUUUCUUGAAUAAAAUUCUCAUAUUAAAGAGUGUGCAUGUGUGCCUGUGUUUAAGACUUUUGGCAUGUGUUCUAAACUGUCCUUUAGAAAAGUACUACCUAUAUACGUUCCCAGGAGUCCCUGGGUGGUGCAAACAGUUAACAUGCUUGACUCCUAAUUGAAAGGAUGGAGGUUUGAGUUCAUCUGGAGGUACCUCAGAAGAAAGGCCUGGCAGUCUACUUCUGAAAAAUCAGCCAUUGAGAACCCUGUGGAGCACAGUUCUACUCUUGUACAUGUGAGGUAUCCAUGAGUCAGAAUCAGCUCGACGGCAACUGGUUUGAUUUUUUUAUGUACAUUAUCACUGUCACUGAAUCAAAGUGCCUGCUUGCUUAUAUCAUGCUAAUGUUGGGCAUUACGCAGCUUUUGUUUUUGUUUGUUAGCAUCCUUUUUACAUUCUUUCAUUUAACAAAUACGCAUUGAGUGCCAGGCAGUGUUGUAGGUGCUGAAGGUAGAGCAGUAACCAACGCAGAUAAAAAUCCUUGCUCUCACGUGGGUUACGUUGAAGUUCUAAUGUUUCUCAUGUGAGCAGUGCAACUUAAAAAGAAAUGGAAUUUGAAACUCUUCUCUUAAUAGGUAAACUUAAUAUUAUUUUGAUUUUUAUUCUUGGUCUGGCGUCUGUUUUUAUACUAUAUUUUUCUUGUGUUAUAAAAAUAUUUUUAUAUAAUAUAGAAGACAAAACUCUAUAGUUUACUCAUAUUUUAUGCCAAAUGUACAUAAUUCAUUCUACUUAAAACUUUUUUUUUCUCGUUUUUAUCGUGCUUUAGGUGAAAGUUUACAGAGCAAAUUAAUCUCUCAUUGAACAGUUAAUGAAAUUGUUUUGUGACAUUGGUUGCCAACCCUGUGAUGUGUCAACACUCCUCCGUCCGAGUUCCCUGUUUCCAUUUGUCUGGUUUUCCUGUCCCUUCCUGCCUUCUCAUCUGUGCUUUUGGACUGGUGUGCCCAAUGGUCUCCUAUACCUAUAUUGAACUGUGAGGCAUGGUCCUCAUGUGUGUUACUGUUGGCACUAUUUUAAAGGAUUUAUUAUUGUAAUUUUUAGUUUUUUCUUUUGAAAUAUGUGAUUGCCUUUUAUUAGAAUUGGAUCUUAAACUUUUAGUUUUUAAUUUAUAUCAAAAUUUUAAAGCAUUUUACAGUAUUCUUCCUUACUGUCUUCGUCCCUAUCCAUUUUGGUAUAAACACUAUAACCUUGGUGUCUUAGUCAUCGAGUGCUGCUAUAACAAAUACCACAAGUGGAUGGCUUUAACAAAGAGAAAUUUAUUUCCUCAUAGUAAAGUAGGCUAAAAGUCCAAGUUCAGGGCAUCGCUUCCAGGGGAAGGCUUUCUCUCUCUGUUGGCUGUGAAGGAAGGUCUUUGUAUUCAAUCUUCUCCUGGUUGAGGAGCUUCUCAGGCACAGGGACCCCAUGUCCAAAGGACCCGCUCUGCUCCUGGUGCUGCUUUCUUAGUGGUAUGAGGUCCCCAACUCUGCUUGCUUCCCUUUUAUCUCUUGAGAGAGAAAAGGUGGUGCAGGCCACAUCCCAGGGAAACUCCCUUUACAUUGGAUCAGGGAGGUGACCUGAGGAAGGGUGUUACAAUCCCACCCUAAUCCUUGUAACCACAGGCAGAGAUUAUGAUUUAUAACACAUAGGAAAAUCACAAAAUAGAGGAUAACCACACAUGGCCUAAUGAAGUGGACACAUUUUGGGGGGACACAAUUCAGUCCAUUACACUUGGAUUCCUAUAUAUUGAUGUCCAGGAAUUCUCUGCAGUUUUUCUUUCCUGAUGUUCAUUCUUUUACAGAUCAAUCGUGACCCCUUGGAUAUUAUAAUGACCUUAGUUAUUUAUGAGCAAUGGUCCACUAGGUGUUAGUGUUUUAUUUAACUUGGUCUUAAUGUUUAUUAUUAGUUUUGUAACUGCAACUUCUGCCAGUCCUGACAUUCAGCUGCAGUUAUCACCAAUCACAGGGCUACUUCCCUUUGUUGAGCUUAGGGUAGAUUAUGUCCAAGAGGAAAAAUCCAGUUGACUCAGUUCAUCUUGGAUUAGGUGGAGCCCCAUGUGUCUGGUUAGCAUUUGAAAGUAAGGUUAAGGUCUGCCCUAUUCAAGUGAGAAGCUAAACCUUCUGAAAAGACUAAUUGAGCAGGACACACGUCUGGAAUGAAAAUUUGAGACUGGGAGUAACCUGACAGUUGUUUCUACAUGGCAUCAAAUGGAAGAGACCUUUUGGCCCUGGAGCCCCGGUGGUGCAGUGGUUAAGAGCUAUACAGUGAGCUAUGGCUGCUAACCAAAAGGUUGGCAGUGUGAAUCCACCAGCUCCUCCUUGGAAACCCUAUGCGGCAGUUCUGCCCUAUCCAUUAGGGUCGCCAUGAGUUGGAAUCAACUCGAUGGCAAUGGGUUCUGGGUUUUUUAGCCCUUAGUGAUUUGCAGUAUGUUUCUGAGGCAAUUGGGUGUAGGACAUUUCCUGUAACUUCUAUUUGAGAUGUUUUGUUAUCUCCACAUGUGAAUGUUAUCUUGACUGGAUAAGAUAAUGUCCGAUUAAAUCCUUUCCUCCUGAGUGUUUGGUACUCUACCAUCUCCAGCCUUGUUUAUUUCAGAGAAGUGAAAGCUGGACUGCUCUUUAAUAUCUUUGAAACUUAACAUCUCUAUCGUAGAAUUAUAUACCAGAACAUGUAACUUAGUUGUGGUAUUUAUGCUUGAAAAUGUUGGUAGGAAUACAGUAAGUUAACCAAACUUAUUAUCCAGCGUCAGGCCUUUGUAAAUGUUUCUGUUAUACAUCUCAUUGUAACCUGUGGUCCUUUUGAUUUGUAUUCUUUAGAAAUUCUAUUCCAGAUCUAUGGUCUUCUCUCUCAUUCUUUUGAUAUUUUAUUUUCUCAAUUUAAAAUAUUCCACAAGCCUGCCUUCCACAUUGUCAAGCUAAUGUUGGUAAGGUGGAACUAUAAUGUAAAGAUCAUACAAUUUUAAACCAAAUAGACUUGUUUUUCUGGCUCUCAUUUAUUUGCUGUGACUGUAGACUGCUUAAUUGUUUAGUCUCAAUUCUAAAAUUAGACUAGCCUGUACCUAUCUUGGAGAAUGAUGAUUAAGUGAAAUACAGGUUUAAAAGGUCUGAUUUGUGAUUGCUCAAUAAUUGUACAUCUUCUGUCCAUCUGCCUUGAUCCCGCUCUUAUUGCUUCUUUUCAACUAUUUCAUAUAGUUGUCUGUUCUAGGUUAUUGUGCCUAAUACUUGUGAUGUUCUAUUAUCUCGAUAUUAGAGAUCAUAUGCCAUCUAAAUUUAUCUUUAGUUCCACUGAGAAAAUCUUGUUCGAAAGAAGGAAUAUCUUUGUUUUGUUUUUCACAGGUUCCACAUUAUUUCAUUUUCUCCUCUUUAAAUAUUGUUUAUUGGUUUCUUAUGGGACCCUUGACAAUCUACCUCUGGAAGUCUUAUUGAAAGAGAGGAUUCUAUCUAGAUCUGAGGCAAAAGGGCAGGUCAGGUAAAGAUAUAUUUUUAAACUUCCUUCUCAGAGUCUUGGCUCUUGACCUCAAAGUGGAUCCAUUGGCGAACAAGUUAGAUGGAGUGGCUUUUUAAAAAUCUGCGCCAGUAGACUGGCUUAAUGGAGGGAUUCCUAGGAAAGCAGAUGAGCUGUAGUCACCACUUUCAUCCCCCGUGAAUAAAACUUAACCUCUAACACACAAUCAGUUUAUAGUGGAAAGAGCAUUGAAAAGUGCCAAUGUUUCUGACCUUGAAUAGUUUGUAUAUGUCCCCUAAGGUCUCAGUUUCCUUAGUGAUAAAAAUGAGAGGAGUGUACUAGGUGAUUGUGACAAAUCCAGGUCUGCUGUCAAUUACAAAACAAUUUAUCAAUUUGACACAGGCUUCCAGAGUAUCUGCCAGAUGCUGGGCACUAUGCUCCCCCUGUCCCCCCCCCCCAAAAAAAAAAGUCAUCUAAGGGUUAGUUUUUAAGUGUUGCUAAUUAGGCUAUUCUAGGUUAUAAGGAACAGAAUAAGAGUUGCAGCAGAAGGGAAUCCAGACAUCCCAAGCAUGAGAAGGAUUUGACAUACCACUGUUGGCUCAAUGAUGUAGGGGUCCAUGUGCAAAGCCUGCAGAGAGGCAUCUAGGAGCUAAUGGUUACCCCUGGCUGACAGCAAGAAAAUGGGAACCCAGUCCUACAACCACAGAAACAAUUCUGCCAGCAAGAAGAAUGAGUCUGGAAGCACAUUCUUCCACAGGGCAUCCAGAUAAGAGCCAAAGCUGCCUAACACCUAAUUUCAGCCUUUUGGGACCCAGAGUAGAAAACCCAGCCAUGCCUACCAGACUACUGAUCUACAGAACUAUGAGGAAAUAAGUGUUGUUCUAAGUCACUAAGUUUCUGGUCAUUUGUUACAGCAGGAGUAGAAAACUAAUAGGGAAUAACAGCAGAAGAACAUUUAUAUCUGUUCCUUGAGCUUGCAAAGCUCUUCUGUAUCUUCUUAAAGUUACUGCCUCAUUGCUCAAGUCAUAGAUACCAUUUCUUCAGAAAGACCUUCCUUGACCACUGUAUGUAACUAGCAUUCACCAACUCCUAGCACAUGCACACCAGUCACUGUGCUAUUAUCCCGUGUUAUUUUUUCAUGGUACAUAUCACUAACUGAAAAUAUUUUAUUUAUGUUUACUGUCUUCUGCCCUUCACCCCUCUCCACUCUGAAACACCCACUAGAAAGUUCCUUAAGGCCAGGGACUUUUCAUGUUCACUUCGGAAUAACACAAGAUUGACUAGACAUCUGAGAACAACCAACAACUGAAGACCACCAGAGAAGAAGUAGAAUAAUUCACCUCAAAGGAAAUCAUUAAUUCAGGACACUGAGUACUGCUUUAAAAAAUCCUGAUCCCAGAAAAUAUGGUAGCCGUAAAAUAAAUAUAGACAGCUAGUGUAUUAGAUAUCUAUUGUUGUGUAACAUAUUAUCACAGACUUAGUGGCUUAAAACAAUAUACAUCUAUGAUCUUGCAGUUUCUGUGGGUCAGGCUUAGCUAUGUCCUACACUUCUGGGAAUCACAAAGCUACAAUGAAUCUGUCGGCCAGAGAUGCAGUCUCAUCUGAGGCUCGACUGGGGAAAGAUACACUUCCAAGCUCAUGUGAUUGCAGCAUUCACUUGCUUGCAGGCAGCUGGACUGAGGGCCUGUCUCUUGCUGUCUGUUGGUUAGAAAAACCAAACCCCCUGCCAUGGAGUUGAUUCCAACUCAUAGCGACCCUAUAGGACAGAGUAGAACUGCUUCAUAGAGUUUCCAAGGAGCACCUGGUGAAUUUGAACUGCCGACCCUUCUGGUUAGCAGCCAUAGCACUGAACCCCUACGCCACCAGGUUUUCCCUGUUGGUUGGAGGUUGUCUUCAUUUCCUUGCCAUGUAGAUCUUGACAACAUGGCUGCUUGCUCCCCCAAAGCUAGCAAGGGGGAGAGUCUACUGGCAAGACAGAUGUUUUAACCUUCUGUAACGUAAUCACACAAUGACAUUUCAUCACCUUCACUCUAUUAUCUUGGGUGGGUCCAAGGAUACCUUGAACAAUGCUGUUCAAUAGAAAAGUAAUUGAAAAUUUUCUACAAGCCACGUAAAAAAGUAAAAACCAAGUGAAAUUAACACCCUGGCUAUUAUUAUUUCCAUAUGUAAUCAUCAUAAAAAUUAUGAGAUUUUACAUUGUUUUUUUAUAUUGUUAGUCACUGUACAGAAGCCUCCAACUUGUGGUAACCUUAUAUAUAAUAGAAUAAAAUGUUGUCUGGGCCUGCACAUCUCCAUGAUCUUUGAUAUGUUUGAGCCCAUUGUUGAGGCUAUUGUGCCAAUUUAUCACAAUGAGGAUUUUCCUCAUUUUCAGUGACCCCCUACUUUACCAAACAUGAUGUCGUUUUCUAGAGAUUGGUCUUUCCUGUUGACGUACAUGUCUAAAGUAAGCACGAUGAAGCUUUGCCAUCCUCAGUUCUAAGGAGCAUUCUGGUUGCAUUUCUUUGAAGACUGAUUCGUUCCUUCUUCUGACGGUCUGUGGUAUAUUUAAUAUUCUUCACCAACACCACAGCUUAAGUGUAUCAAUUCUUCUGUCUUCUUUUUUUCGUUGAUCAGCUUUCACAGGCAUGCUAAGUCUUUGAAAUUCAGUGUGUAUUUUACACUUACAGCCCAUCUCAGUUCGAACUUGUCUGAGUGCUGGGCAGCCUCAUCUGCCUAGUAGCUGCUCUAUUGGGCAGUGCAGAUAUAGAACUUUGUGUCAGCAGCAACCUUGUAUGUAAUUUAGUUAAAAGUUUCCUUUAAAAUUCUGUAUUGUAUAUAUGCAAGCAACCUUGGAAACUGGAAAUUAAUCUAAUUUCUAGACCUUGAAAAUUAAAUUUGAGAAUCUGCUCUCUAGAAUUAGUGAGUUUCACAGAAAUAGACUGGAUUUUGUUCUAACAGUCUUACAUCUUGUUAUCCCAAUGUUGCUACAAAUUUGGACACUUUGAAAAUUCUUUAUCAUCAGGCAUUGUGCCACAGCCCAGUCUCAUUCUGUCACUGAAAAUCGUGUGAUGUGAAUUAUACUACAGAAACUAUUGUCGGGGAAAAAGUUAAACAAGUAAUAUUUUAUCUGUAAUUUUGAAAUAAUUACAGGCAUACCUCAUUUUAUUGUGCUUUGCAGAUAUUGAGUUUUUUACAAAUUGAAGGUUUGUGGCAACUCUGUCGAGCAAGUCUGUCAGCACCAUUUUUCCAUCAGCAUAUGCUCAUUUCGUGUCUCUGCCACAUUUUGGUAAUUCUCACAAUAUUUCAAAUUUUUUCAUUAUUAUAUCUGUUACAGUGAUCUGUGAUCGGUGAUCUUUGAUGUUACUAUUGAAGUUGUUUUGGGACUCCAUGAAACGCACCCAUAUAAGAUGGUGAACUUAAUCUAUAAAUGCUGUGUGUGUUCUGACUGCUCCACUAACUGGCUGUUCUCCCAUCUCUCUUCAUCUCCGUGGGCCUCCCUAUUCCCUGAGACAUGACAAUAUUGAAAUUAGGUCAACUAAUAACCCUACAAUGGCCUCUAAGUGUUCAAGUGAAAGGAAGGGUCUUUUUUUUUUUUUUUCCCCCACACAUAUCUCACUUUAAAUCAGUAGCUAGAAAUGAUUAAGCUUAGUGAGGAAGGCAUGUCAAAAGCCGAGAUAGGCUGAAAGCUUGGCCUCUUGCACCAAACAGCACAAUAGUGAAUGCAAAGGAAAAGCUCUCGAAGAAAAUUAAAAGUGUUAUUCCAGUGACCACCCAAAUGAUAAGUGAAACAGCCUUAUUGCUGAUAUGGAGAAAGUUUUAGUGGUCUGGGUAGAAGACCAAACCAGCCACAACAUCCCCUUACGCCAAAGCCUAAUCCAGAGCAAGGCCCUAACUCUCUUCAAUCCUAUGAAGGCUGAGAGGUGAGGAAGGUGCAAAAGAAAAAUUUGAAGCUAGCAGAGGUUGGUUUAUGAGGCUCUAAGGAAAGAAGCCGUCUCCAUAACAUAAAAGUGCCAGGUGAAGCAGCGAGUGCUGAUGUAGAAGCUGCAGCAAGUCAUCCAGAAGGUCUGGCUGAGGUAACUGAUGAAGGGGCUCCACCAGACAGCAGGUUUUCACUGUGGAUGAGACAGCCUUGUGUUGGAGGAAGGUGCCGUCUAGAACCUUCGUAGCUAGAGAGGAGAAGUCCAUGGCUGGCUUCAGAGCUUCAAAGGGCAGGCUGACUCUCUAGUUGGGCUAAUGCAGCUGGUGACUUUAAGUUGAAGCCAACGCUCAUUUACUAUUCUGAAAAUCUUGAGGCCCUUAAGAAUUAUGCUAAAUCUACUCUGACUGUGCCCUAUAAAUGGAACAACAAAACCUGGAUAACGGCAUAUCUGUUUAUAACAUAGUUUACUAAAUAUUUUAAGCCCACUGUUGAUACCUACUGCUCAGAAAAAAAAGAUUCCUUUCAAGAUAUUACUGCUCAUUGACAAUGCACCUGGUCACCCAAGAGCACUGAGGGAGUUGUAUGAUGAGAUUAAUGUUGUUUUCAUGCCUGCUAACACAACAUCUAUUCUACAGCCUAUGGAUCAAGAAUGAAUUUUGACUUUCAAGUCUUAUUAUUUAAGAAAUACAUUUCAUGAUAGUGAUAGCCAUAGGCAGUGAUUCCUCUGAUGGAUGGGAGCAAAGUAAAUUGAAAACCUUCUGGAAAGGAUUCACCAUUCUAGACGCCAUUAAUAACAUUUUUGAUUCAUGGGAGGAGGUAAAAAUGUCAACAUUAACAGGAGUUUGGAGGAAGUUGAUUCCAACUUUCAUGGAUGGCUUUGAGAGGUUCAAGAGUUCAGUGAAAGAAGUAACUGCAGAUGUGGUGGAAAUAGCAAGAGAACUAGAAUUAGAAGUGGAAUCUGGAGAUGUGACUGAAUUGCUGCAAUCUUAUGAUAAAACUUUAACGGAUGAAGAAUUGCUUCUUAUGGAUGAACAAAGAAAGUGGUAAAGAUGCUGUGAACAUUGUUGGAAUGACAACAAAGGAUUUGGAAUAUUACAUAAACUUAGUUGAUAAAGCAGCAGAGUUUGAAAGAAUUGACUCCAGUUUUAAAAGAAGUUCUACUGUGGGUAAAACGCUAUCAAACAGCAUCUUGUGCUAAGAGAAAUACUUCAUGGAAGGAAGACUCGAUCGAUGCAGCAAACUUCAUUGUUGUCUUCUUUUAAGAAAUUGCCAGAGCCACUCCAGCCUUCAGCAAUUGCCACCUUGAUCAGUCAGCAGCCAUCAACGUGGUGGCAAGACCCUCCACCAGCGAAAAGAUUACAACUCACUGAAGGCUCAGAUGAUGGCUAGCAUUUUUUAGCAAAAAAGUAUUUUUUAAUUAAAUUAUGUACAUUGCUUUUUUAGACAUAAUGCUAUUACAUACUUAAUAGACUGCAGUAUCUUGUAAACAUAACUUUUAAUAUACAUUGGGAAACCAAACAAUUUGUGCAGCUCACUUUAUUUUGAUAUUCACUUUAUUGUGGUGGUCUGGAACCAAACCCACAAUAUCUCUGAGGUAUGCCUGUAUUUACCAUGUAUUGAAGAAACAUGUUAUGGAUUGAAUCAUGUCCACCAUUUUGUUGUCUGAUGUGAUUUUCCCGUGUGUUGUAAAUCCUACCUAUAUGAUGCUAAUGAGGCAGGAUUAGAGGCAGUUGUGUUAAUGAGGCAGGACUCAAACUACAAGAUUAGUUUGUAUCUUGAGUCAAUCUCUUUUGAGAUAUAAAAGAGAGAAGCAAGUAGAGAGACAGGGAGACCUCAGACCACUAAGAAAGUAGUGCUAGGAGCAGAAUGUGUCCUUUGGACCCAGGGCUCCUGUGCUGCGAAGCUCCUAGACCGGGGAAGACUGCUGACAAGGACCUUCCCCCAGAGCCGAAUGGGAGACAAAGCCUUCCCCUGGAGCUGGCACCUUGGGUUUGCACUUCUAGCCUCCAAAACUCUGAGAGAAUAAAUCUUUGUUAAAGCCAUCCACUUGCGGUAUUUCUGUUACAGCAGCACUAGAUAACCAAGACAAAUAGCUAUAUAAAAUAGAAAUGUUCAAAAUAAUGCAAUAAUUGCAAUAAUUUUUCAGUUAAAAAUAUCCCUAAAAUUGUUGAUGUUGAAGUUUGGAGCUCACAAAGUAGUGUGUCUUUAGCGCUGCAUUUUAUUUAUUGUAUCAAGUCCUUAUGUUCUUUUUAAUAGUUGAAAUAGAUGACUAUGAAUAUUAAUGAUCAUCAGCUAUUUCAUAUGGAAUCGUUCCUUUAGAAUAAAUACUAA
Loxodonta africana (African savanna elephant) is the source of this 13056-nucleotide messenger RNA. RefSeq names its product fidgetin like 1 (gene FIGNL1). Gene Ontology annotation, molecular function: ATP binding; microtubule severing ATPase activity; ATP hydrolysis activity. Lineage: Eukaryota; Metazoa; Chordata; Mammalia; Proboscidea; Elephantidae. The record is from RefSeq and is a predicted model, not a curated record. The transcript has 3 exons. Bases 201 to 2222 code for a protein of 673 amino acids.